Paramacrobiotus metropolitanus is the source of this 1448-nucleotide messenger RNA. Its product is annotated as phosphoserine phosphatase-like. Lineage: Eukaryota; Metazoa; Tardigrada; Eutardigrada; Parachela; Macrobiotidae. Bases 364 to 1125 code for a protein of 253 amino acids. The transcript has 6 exons. Gene Ontology annotation, cellular component: cytoplasm. The record is from RefSeq and is a predicted model, not a curated record. Gene Ontology annotation, biological process: L-serine biosynthetic process; dephosphorylation. Gene Ontology annotation, molecular function: L-phosphoserine phosphatase activity; magnesium ion binding.
GCAGCGUUAAAAUUUAUUUUCGAGUUGCGUUUUUAUAUUUGCAGUCGUUUACGGUUUACAGUGGUUUUUCUCAGCGUUUCUGUCGAAUAAGUCGUACACCGUUUUCAGCUGGUUGAUGGGAAGUGUGUACUCGUGCGAGUGACGAGCAGUACAAGCAGUACGAGCACGUUGGAGCCUGCAGGUGGAAGCCAGCGUUCAUCAUUCUGUGCUGAUGUGAUCUUCCGUCGAGGAGUGUGAUUGGAAAUUUGUUUGGAAGAUUUUCCCGUUUUUUCUGGAGUUGUGUGGCGAUCGGGGAGCGUUGUUGUUUGGAGUGGCUGUCGUAGUGCAGUGGCUCCGCUGUCGUCCCUCUUUGCUGCUGCCGUCAUGCCCACAAUGAGUCCGCCGACUGUCCGCACUUCCAGAUUGGUGCACAAGCGGUCGGCGUCGUGCGACGCCAGUCCGGAGACGGUGCGGGCGGUGUGGCGCGCGGCGGACGCCGUGUGCUUCGACGUGGACUCGACGAUCACGCCGAUCGAGGGCAUCGACGAGAUCGCCGGCUUCUGCGGCGUGGGGAAGGAGGUGAGCGAGUGGACCAAGCAGGCCAUGGGCGGCAAUCUCCCCUUCAAGACCUGCCUCCGCGAACGCCUCAACAUCAUCCGGCCGACCCGCCUCCAGACCGAGACCUUCAUGAAGACGCAUCCGCCCCUAUUGACCGAAGGCAUCCAGGAGUUGGUGGAAGCGUUGCGGGCGCGCGGCCGCGAAGUGUACCUGGUCAGCGGGGGUUUCGACUUCUUCAUCCUGCCGCUGGCGCAGCUGCUGGACAUUCCCGCCGAGAACGUCUUCUGCAACCGUCUCAUGUGGUAUUAUAACGGGGAGUAUGCCGGUUUCGACGAGCAGGCGAUGACGUGUGAUAACGGCGGGAAGGGCCGCGUCUGCGGCUAUUUGAAGCGCACCAACGGCCACCAGCAGCUGGUCAUGAUCGGCGACGGCUCCACCGAUCUCGAGGCUGCGCCGCCCGCGGAUGCGUUUAUCGGGUUCGGCGGUGUGGUGGUGCGGGAGCGGGUGCGCCGCGAGGCCAAGUGGUUCGUCAACGGGUUCGGCGAGCUGACGGACGAGCUGCCGCCCGUGGACGGCGACGACCUCUGAUUCGUCCAUUCCGCCGUGGAUUUUCCUCGCAAUUUUAAUCUACCUCCGCGCGUUUUCCGGUGCCUGUUUCUGCUGCUCAUUCCUCUCCUGCAUUUUUGCCUGCGUUUGUUGUUCGUUCGUUCGUUUGUUGUCUGGUUGAUUUCGUGUGUGCGUCAGCUGAUUUCCCUGUCAAGGUUGGAUCGUCGAGAAAUGGUGGUUAAUUAAUCUCGUGUUGGGUUGCAUGUGUUUUCUUCAUUUUCACGCUGGUUUGCUGUGUGUCACUGCCAUUCAAUUAGAUACAUAUUCUCAUUGGGCAUUAUUAAUUAAUUAAUUGUGCAAUCGUA